This is a messenger RNA of Mangifera indica (mango), 3020 nucleotides long. Its product is annotated as vacuolar protein sorting-associated protein 35B-like. The coding region runs from base 173 to 2542 and encodes 789 amino acids. Gene Ontology annotation, cellular component: retromer, cargo-selective complex; late endosome; retromer complex. The record is from RefSeq and is a predicted model, not a curated record. Gene Ontology annotation, biological process: retrograde transport, endosome to Golgi; intracellular protein transport. The transcript is spliced from 23 exons. NCBI's taxonomy places the organism in Eukaryota, Viridiplantae, Streptophyta, Magnoliopsida, Sapindales, Anacardiaceae.
AUUUUGGUCAGACUCACAGCAUAAUCACGGACUUCAUGCUUCGUAUCACUACUUCAUACUUUGAAAUUGAACCAUUUACGUCGUCGUUUUGCUAAGGAAACAGAAACGGAAUUUUGCUCACAACCUUCCCCAGCGUCCCUAACCCUAACUUGCGAUCGAGUUAGAGAGGGAAAUGAUGUCGAACGUGGAUGAGGAUGAAGAGAAAUGGCUGGCCGAAGGGAUCGCUGGCGUUCAACAUAACGCCCUGUACAUGCAUCGCGCUUUGGACUCUAAUAAUCUCAGAGAAGCUCUCAAAUAUUCAGCUCAGAUGCUCUCGGAGCUUCGAACUUCCAAACUUUCUCCUCACAAAUACUAUGAACUCUAUAUGCGAGCUUUCGAUGAGUUGAGGAAGCUGGAGAUGUUUUUCAAAGAUGAAAGCAGGCAUGGUGUAUCAAUUGUUGAUUUAUAUGAGCUUGUUCAACACGCUGGCAAUAUAUUGCCCAGACUGUAUCUCCUAUGUACUGUUGGGUCCGUGUACAUUAAAUCUAAAGAGGCUCCUGCUAAGGAUGUCCUAAAAGAUCUUGUGGAAAUGUGUCGGGGUGUUCAACAUCCAAUUCGUGGGUUAUUUUUGAGGAGUUAUCUUGCUCAAGUCAGCAGAGAUAAAUUGCCUGAUGUUGGUUCUGAAUAUGAAGGAGAUGCUAACACUGUGAUGGAUGCUGUAGAAUUUGUGCUACAGAACUUCACUGAGAUGAAUAAACUUUGGGUUCGAAUGCAGUAUCAGGGACCUGGUCGGAUAAGAGAGAAGCGGGAGAAGGAAAGGAACGAACUUCGUGAUCUUGUAGGGAAAAACCUUCAUGUUCUCAGUCAGAUUGAGGGUGUGGACCUUGAGAUGUACAAAGACAAUGUUCUUCCUAGAGUUAUAGAGCAGGUUGUGAAUUGUAAAGAUGAACUUGCUCAAUCUUAUCUGAUGGAUUGCAUAAUUCAGGUCUUCCCUGAUGAGUAUCAUUUGCAGACCCUUGAGACACUGUUGGGUGCUUGCCCUCAGCUUCAGCCAACAGUUGACAUCAAGACGGUGCUAUCUCGACUAAUGGAUAGGUUAUCAAACUAUGCUGCUUCAAGCACAGAUGUGUUACCUGAGUUUCUACAAGUGGAAGCUUUUGCUAAGUUGAGCAAUGCCAUUGGCAAGGUGAUAGAUGCACAGGUUGACAUGCCUAUUCUUGGAGCUAUAACUUUGUACGUCUCUCUUCUUUCAUUUACGCUUCGUGUUCAUCCUGAUCGGCUUGAUUAUGUUGACAAAGUCCUGGGAGCAUGUGUUGCAAAGCUAUCCAGCAUACCAAAGCUUGAAGACAGCAGGGCGAUGAAACAAGUUGUUUCGCUUUUAAGUGCUCCACUGGAAAAGUACAAUGAUAUUGUCACUGUCUUGACUCUUUCUAAUUAUCCCAGAGUUAUGGACCACCUUGAUAAUGGAACAAAAAAAGUCAUGGCGAUGGUUAUUAUUCAGAGCAUUAUGAAAAAUUGCACUUGCAUCUCAACUGAUGAGAAGGUUGAGGUGUUGUUUGAAUUACUAAAGGGGCUCAUUAAAGAUGUGGAUGAAACUGCAGAGGAUGAGCUUGAUGAGGAGGAUUUCAAGGAAGAACAGAAUUCUGUUGCUUGUCUCAUACACAUGCUUUAUAACGAUGACUUAGAGGAAAUGUUAAAGAUUAUAUGCACUGUGAGGAAACAUAUCAUGACUGGAGGACCAAAACGACUACCAUUUACAGUUCCUCCUCUUGUGUUCUCUGCACUGAGGUUGGUUAGGCGAUUGAAGAGUCAGGAUGGAGAUGUAGCUGGAGAAGAAGAACCCGCAACACCAAAAAAAAUAUUUCAGAUCUUGAGUCAGACUAUUGAGGCUCUUUCUUCUGUUCCAUCUCCUGAACUGGCAUUGAGAUUGUACUUGCAAUGUGCUGAGGCUGCUGGUGACUGUGAUCUUGAGGCUGUUGCCUAUGAAUAUUUCACUCAGGCGUUUGUAUUAUACGAAGAAGAAAUUGCGGAUUCCAAAGCCCAGGUCACUGCCAUACAUCUGAUUAUAGGAUCCCUUCAGAGGAUGAAUGCCUUUGGUGUUGAGAAUCGGGAUACUCUGACGCACAAGGCUACAGGGUAUUCAGCUAGGUUAUUAAAGAAGCCUGAUCAAUGUCGAGCAGUUUAUGCUUGUUCGCAUCUGUUUUGGGUUGAUGAUCAAGAUGGCCUUAAAGAUGGAGAAAGGGUAUUGCUUUGCCUAAAGCGUGCCUUGAGGAUUGCAAAUGCUGCUCAACAAAUGGCCAUUAUUGCACGGGGUAUCAGUGGGCCUGUCAUACUCUUUGUUGAAAUACUGAACAAGUACCUGUACUUUUUUGAGAAAGGAAAUUCACAGAUCACAAGUUCAGCAAUUCAAAGCCUGGUUGAAUUGAUCCGUACGGAAAUGCAGAGUGACUCAACUCCAGAUCCAGCUGCAAGUGCUUUCUUUUCAAGUACGUUGCGGUAUAUUGAAUUCCAGAAGCAAAAAGGUGGUAUAAUGGGUGAGAAAUAUGAUUCCAUCAAGGUGUGAUCGACCAGAACAUGCUAAAGUUGAUGUCAACAAAUGGCAAAGGGUUUAAAGUUUGUAAAUGUGUACAGUUAAUCAUGAAUCAGCUUUAUUGCGAUGAUGUUUCAGGACCUCAUGUGCAUGUAUAGUUUCAGUGUCACCUCAUUAACUUUGGAUUGUGGAAGGCAUUCUUAGGAGGGACGAUACGAGUUCUGAUUGCUAAGGCUGCUGGCAAUGACAUAUAUAUGGUUCUUUACAGCGAAGCUUAAUGCUUAUGGUAUGUGCCAUGAUUAAUUUUGGUUAUUAGUGAAAUGAUACUUGUAUUGUUUCUUAUUUACCAUACCUGUUUAGUAUAUCCUGAAAGGAGGCUUAGAUAUUAUAAUUUUUUGUGAUACUGAUAGAAAACAGCAGCUUGGUUUCUCUUUUUCUUUAUUGUAUUUUGUAAAUCUGAAGAGAACGUUUAAUUGCUAUAUUUAUAUCUGGAUGAACGAUAAUUUUGUUU